Molecule: messenger RNA, 1152 nt
Organism: Aspergillus bombycis
Lineage: Eukaryota; Fungi; Ascomycota; Eurotiomycetes; Eurotiales; Aspergillaceae
Exons: 2
Coding region: 1-1152 (383 amino acids)
Source: RefSeq, a predicted model, not a curated record
AUGGAAACAACCGUCACCAGGGACCUUGACGACAAAUGCCUCGAUUCCUUUCAAGAGAAAGACAAACGCGCUCACAGCAGCAUGCCCUGGCAGGCGCAAGUCUGUACGUUCUGCGAAAAGCAAUAUGUACACAAGAGAGGCCUCCGUGACCACCUGCAUCGAUACACCGGGGAAGUGCGAAUACCCGCCGAUGGAAUCCAUGACGUCUUGAAGAUUGAAAGGAUUCUCGAUCCUGAUGCAAGAAACCAGUGCCAGUAUCGAUGCCCAGUUUGCUCUAAGAUCAUCAACCUGCGACGGCAAUUCAUUGAACAUGUUAUUUACGCAAGGCACGACAAUGUUUCAGAUGGUGAUUCCCAACAAGGCACCAAGAGACGACGCCGGAAUCGAGAAUGGCCAUUUCGAUUUGAAGAGGAAACGGUUAAAGUCUGGCAACGGAAAGGAACCUUUCCUUUUCUUCGACUUCCUUUCGAACUUCGAUACAUGAUAUACAAGUUCGUUCUCUGCUUUGGUAAUAUCAAGUUCGGAAAAUACUUGGCGUCAUCGUUUGUUUAUCCAGAUCGACAAGGGUUCUGGCUGCAGCAUAACCCGAAAAACAACCUUUUGACUCUGCUGGCUGUCAACCGUCAGGUCUAUAACGAGGCACGACGGGUACUCUACGGCCUCAAUUCUUUCAUCUUCCAAGCGCCAGAUACGAUCCCGGUAUUCCUGAUCGGUAUCGGGCAGGAGAAUGCGGAGCUUCUGCAAUCAGUACGAUGGAUGAGUGGGCCGCAGCAUUGCGAGAACCAGAUUGAUUCUAUUCAGCGAUACCUGACGCAGUCAGAAGAAGAACAUAUCUGGAAUGAUGAGAAGUCAUAUCUGAGCUUCUUAGCAAUGCUCAUUAACAAAUCUCCUGAUUAUGUGACUGCUUACCAUAAUCAUCGUUUAGUGCGGUUAGACACAGACUGUACACCAUUGCGUAGCUAUCGAGUACGCUAUCGCAUGCAUGCAAUCUUUGGAGAAACUAAUGGAGAGGUCAGCAAAAUGAUAGGUACAGAGGGGACUAUAUCUUUCGAAUUGUACAAGUGCCCUAGGCGAUAUGAUUGGAACACAUAUCAAUAUACCACAGAUAGUGAUAUAGCCUUGAGACACGAGAGAUACGACAAUGGCCCCUAA